Molecule: messenger RNA, 892 nt
Organism: Labrus mixtus (cuckoo wrasse)
Lineage: Eukaryota; Metazoa; Chordata; Actinopteri; Labriformes; Labridae
Gene: mrps18b
Product: mitochondrial ribosomal protein S18B
Exons: 7
Coding region: 47-787 (246 amino acids)
Biological process (GO): mitochondrial translation
Cellular component (GO): mitochondrion; ribosome
Molecular function (GO): structural constituent of ribosome
Source: RefSeq, a predicted model, not a curated record
UCUUUAAACUCUGACGUAGGUCUACUGUCCUCAUGACAGAAGAAAAAUGGCCGCCUCCAUGCACGGCGCUGUGAAGGUUCUGUGUCGUUUAUCGCCAUCAAUUACUCUCCCGUUGCGUCAAUAUCAGUCAUGUCUGCAGAGGUUACCUGUGAGGUUACCUGUCAGACCAUGUCCAGGUGUACCUCCUUGUCGCUUCUAUAACAGCCCGGCCUCGCUGCAUGAUGAAGAAACUACUCAGGCUGCUGAGGCUCAGUCCCGGUACAAGGACAAACCCUGGGAAUACCUGGAGAGUGAAGAGUACACAGACAAGUAUGGAACCAGUCCAGUGUGGGCCGGGUACAGGAGGAACCACAAAGGAGGGAUCCCCCCACAGAAGACCCGCAAGACCUGCAUUAGAGGAGAUAAGGUCUGUGGGAACCCCUGCCCAAUAUGUCGGGAUCCGAAGGUUGUCAUCCAUCAUCAGAAUGUGAAGCUGCUGCAGCAGUUCAUCAGCCCUCACACUGGAGAGGUUUAUGAUCCCACCCGAACAGGUGUGUGUAUGAAGCAGCAGAAGAAGCUGACCGAGGCGAUCAACACGUCCAGAGAUCACGGUCUACUCCCCUUUCAGAUCCCAUACGUUGAGUUUUUAGAAGAAGAUUACUCCAACUCCCAUGAUGCAGUGGGCUCCACCCCCCCUGCUCCCUCCCUGAUGUCAGGUGACAGCUGGUACACCUGGUACGGUGACAUUACACCUGAUGAGGGGGAGGUGGCCAAAGUGAGGAAGACGUACAGAGCGUACCUGAAGUGAUGAAGAGGAGACGGGUGAUGCUGUGUGACAUCAUCACGUGUGUUACUCUGCUGUAUGUGCGUCAUGAUGUUCAUGUCGGUGUAAAUAAAGAAAUCUGCUCAUUAA